This is a messenger RNA of Wyeomyia smithii (pitcher-plant mosquito), 1753 nucleotides long. RefSeq names its product mucin-2. The record is from RefSeq and is a predicted model, not a curated record. The coding region runs from base 146 to 1204 and encodes 352 amino acids. The transcript has 4 exons. NCBI's taxonomy places the organism in Eukaryota, Metazoa, Arthropoda, Insecta, Diptera, Culicidae.
UGUAUUUCCGGUGUUCGUAUUCUGCCACAGGUUGGACGAUUUACUAAAUUGUUGUGACAAUAUUGAAGAUUUUCUUUAAAAUCGGUUGUGUUUUAACCAAUUAAACCAACAUUUGCCAAUACUGUGUUUAACUAAGUUGUUCAAAAUGAUCUAUAAAAUCAUCGUUUUAUUGGUACUGAUAGCCACUGUUCAGUCCGCAUAUAAUGGAUAUGAAUACACUACACCAGGCUGCCCGUUAAACGUUCCAAGUACACGGUACAUCACGGAAUAUCAAACAAGGAUUGUGACUGCAACAUUACCGCCGCAAACGGUUUUUAGAACUAUACCUGGACCAACGGUAACUCUCCCACCCAAAAUUUACUACUCCACCAUAGCGCUUCCCCCAGUGGAACGAACCAGGACCGCAUACAUAACAGUACCACCGAAAACGAUUGCUGUACCGGUAGUCAGUACUGUGAUCGUGCCAAUUCCGACACCAGUCUACCAAACCGUUACCCAAACGGCAACCGUCUGCAAACCGACGAACGAGUAUCUGCCAGCACAUGCAGGCGCCGCACAACAAACCACUGCGCCGUGGGCACAAAUCUAUGGUAAUUACCAGCCGCAAUAUAACGACAUCUAUUCAAAUAUUUGUAAGAUUAUAGUUCUAUUCGUACUGAUAGCCACUGUUCAAUCAUUUGAUGGAUAUUCAUAUACUACGCCAACCUGUCCGCUGAACAUUCCAAGUACGCGGUACAGCACGGAAUAUCAAACAAGAACCGUAACUUCCACAUUACCGCCGCAAACGGUUUCGAGAACUGUACCUGGACCAACGGUAACUCUUCCGCCUGCAAUCAUUUAUUCUACCACAACACUUCCGCCGGUGGAACGGACCAGGACCGCAUACAUUACAACAACAAUAACACUGCCACCGAUUACCAUACCGGUAGUUAGUACUGUGAUCGUUGCAACUCCGACACCAGUCUAUAAAACCAUUACCCAAACCGUGUCAAAAACCAUAACGAACCGUAUCACAGACACAAUUACUCGCCCUGUUACCAGUACACAAACAAAAGUUGUUACAUUACCGCCAGUUACCUCAACUGUCUGCACGCCGACAAAUGCAUAUCUGCCAACCUAUUCAGGCGCCACGCGAAUAGCAAACCAGCCGAGAGAACAAAACUAUGAUAAUUAUCAGCCGCGAUACAACGACAUCUAUCCGUGAAAUGUGGCGGCUGGCUACGGAAAAGAAUAGAUUUACCACAGACUAACAGACGUAACACUGGAACCUAGCUCCAUCGCCACAAAAAACGUUCAUUUCAAAUUUUCAAUCGAAUAACAGUCAUCACGCGAAAACGUCGUCUGGGGCGCUGUCAUGCAAUCUCAUACAUAUUUUGUAGUUCCCCGUUUGACACAUGCAGUAAUGCUGGCGCUGAUGUCGAAAUACAUGACGCAGCGCGAACACGACAGCAGAUGGUGCUAGUGUUACUAACGUAAAGUACUGGAAUCAUCCAAACGAUGAUUUUAUUGAAAAUUGUUGAAGUGUUAUGUCUGUUAGUCUGUGGAUUUACGAUACGUUGUAAUAAAGGAGUAAAAACAGCAAAAAGAAGCAAGGCAUUUGUUAAAAUUUAUUCAGCACUUCCAGAAUGAUAUAAAACUGUUGAAAUAUAGGAUUAACUAUGAAAAUCAAAGCUUAUGUUUGUGUUUCUCAUUGUUUGAAAAUGUAUGUAAAUCGCAAUCUUGAUACAGUUGUAAUAAAAAUUUAAGAUUAUCA